AAUGCCAUGAUUGCCGGGCUGGCUCACUUCGAGCUCGACGAGGAGGGACUCGAGUGCUUCCUGAGGUCGAGGAGGGAGGGCCUGCGUCCCGAUGAGUUUGGUUUGGGGAGCACCUUGCGAUGCUGCGCCGGAUUGAAGGAUGCAGGUUCUGGUCGCCAAAUCCAUGCCUUCGUGGUUAUCAAUGGGUUUGAGCAGGACAUGUGUGUUGGGAGCUCUCUAGCUCACAUGUACAUGAGAAGUGGUCAUCUUGAAGAAGGAGAAAGGGUUCUGAGAGGAUUGCCUUUCCUCAAUGUGGUCUCUUGCCAUACUGUGAUUGCAGGAAGAGCACAAAAUGGGGACCCUGAAGGGGCCUUCCACCAUUUCAUCCUCAUGAAGAAUGUCGGAUUGUUGCCAGACCAUGUAACCUUUAUUUCUUUAAUGGAGAAGUUAAUAUACAAUCUUUGACACCGAAAGCGAAGUUGCUAUUUUUAUGCCUCUGAAUCCAGGAAAUUAGAAGA
Messenger RNA from Zingiber officinale, 497 nucleotides. Its product is annotated as pentatricopeptide repeat-containing protein At2g41080-like. Gene Ontology annotation, biological process: RNA modification. The coding region runs from base 7 to 444 and encodes 145 amino acids. The transcript has 3 exons. NCBI's taxonomy places the organism in Eukaryota, Viridiplantae, Streptophyta, Magnoliopsida, Zingiberales, Zingiberaceae. The record is from RefSeq and is a predicted model, not a curated record. Gene Ontology annotation, molecular function: protein binding; RNA binding.